Molecule: messenger RNA, 2216 nt
Organism: Gymnogyps californianus (California condor)
Lineage: Eukaryota; Metazoa; Chordata; Aves; Accipitriformes; Cathartidae
Gene: GCNT1
Product: glucosaminyl (N-acetyl) transferase 1
Exons: 2
Coding region: 243-1523 (426 amino acids)
Cellular component (GO): membrane
Molecular function (GO): beta-1,3-galactosyl-O-glycosyl-glycoprotein beta-1,6-N-acetylglucosaminyltransferase activity
Source: RefSeq, a predicted model, not a curated record
GCAGGAUGUUGAAGAGACUGUAGCUGACAUAAAAAUCUUGAAAGACUUCCGAGAGUGCUUUCCCACUGAGAAGAUAAAGCAUGACUAGCAUCCAGGAAGGGAGUGGAUUUUUCCUUCCAUCUCCCUGACAAACUCACCAAAUUCCUGAGAAACACAAACUGUUUUUUCUGAAGUUGUUGAAGCUGAUAUGAGCAGAGUGGAGGGCAAUUUUUUUAGCCCUGCAAAGCUACGUGGUAUUUGAAAUGCUGAAGAGGAAAUUACGGUUUUGCCACAACUCAUGUUUCAGGCUUUUCUUGGGUCUAACUCUUAUUUUAGUAAUCAUCUCGGUUUUGAAAGUUAACCAGAAACAAAACUUCUUAAAUCGGAGACAUCUAGAGCUGACAAAAGAAGAUCCUAUUGGCAAUGUUAACUGCACCAAGAUUAUAGAGGGGGAUAUAGAAGAACUUCAAAAGGUAAAGCUUGAGACAUUGUCAGUGUCAUUUAAGAAACGCCCCAGAUUAACAACAAAUGAUUAUAUUAACAUGACAGCAGACUGUGCAUCUUUCACCAAGACUAGGAAAUACAUUAUGGAACCUCUCAGCAAUGAAGAAGCAGAAUUUCCAAUUGCUUACUCAAUAGUGGUUUAUCACAAAAUUGAGAUGCUUGAUAGACUUCUAAGAUCAAUCUAUGCCCCUCAGAAUUUUUACUGCAUUCAUGUUGACAGAAAGUCUCCAGAAUCUUUUUUUGCUGCUGUGAAGGGAAUAGUCUCAUGUUUUGAUAAUGUCUUUAUUUCCAGCCAGUUAGAGAGUGUUGUAUAUGCUUCAUGGAGCAGGGUGCAGGCAGACAUUAACUGCAUGAAAGAUCUCUACAGAAGAAGUUCAAACUGGAAAUACCUAAUAAACCUCUGUGGCAUGGACUUUCCUAUAAAGACCAACCAGGAAAUAGUAGAGAAAUUAAAAGCUCUUAAAGGUGAAAACAGCUUGGAAACAGAAAAAAUGCCUCUUUAUAAAGAAGUAAGGUGGAAAAAACACCAUGAGAUUAUUGAUGGUAAAAUAAAGAACACAGGUGUAGACAAACAACUACCACCUCUCAAUACUCCAAUUUUUUCUGGUAGUGCCUAUUUUGUAGUUAGCAGAAGAUUUGUAGAAUACGUAUUAGAAAGCAGCAAAAUACUUAAGUUCAUUGAGUGGGCAAAAGACACUUACAGCCCAGAUGAGUACUUGUGGGCAACAAUUCAGAGAAUCCCUGAAGUCCCGGGUGCAGUUUCUUCUAGUGACAAGUACGAUGUUUCUGACAUGAAUGCGCUGGCCAGGUUUGUCAAGUGGCAGUACUUUGAAGGUGACAUGUCGAAAGGUGCACCCUACCCACCAUGCAGUGGAGUUCAUGUUCGCUCUGUCUGUGUUUUUGGGGUAGGAGACCUGAACUGGAUGCUACGAAACCACCACUUCUUUGCUAAUAAGUUUGACACUGAUGUUGACCCUUUUGCAGUGAAAUGUUUGGAAGAGUAUUUGCGUCACAAAGCUCUGUAUCUGCAAAAGAACUGAAAUACUGCAUGCUCCUGUUACAAAACAUAGGUACAAAUAGUAUACGGCUAUGUACUUUAACCUGUUACACUGAUGGUGGCGGUGCUGAUGAUGGGUAUAAUGGUUCUCACCAUGUUGGUAUGGUGGUGGCGACGCCCUCCCUGCCUCGUCCAUGGACAAGGGGGAGAGAAGACAUAUCUCAAGAUGGGGAUGCCUUGUGUUGCACACUGAGGCUUGGAACUCUGGGUACAAAAUCAAAGACAGCAAUUUUUGGAAGGCCAACUGUUUGGAAUAUUUAUUAUCUAAAAGGUGUAAUUAACGGAUGUCUUUGGCUAAAUUAUUUGUUUUAAGGCUUGGAAAAUGCAUGUUGUUCAUAGUUAUUCCUCAGUUUUUUCCCAUGAAUGUAAUGCUAGCUGGAAGGGAAAGAUGAAGAGGGGGAAAAAAAAAGGAAAAAAGCAGCUGGACUGCACAGACUUCAUACUGAGUACUGAAAGAUCUCAGGAAAAUAACAUUAGGAUUGAUCUGAAAACUGUACAAAAGGGAAUAUACCAAAGCCAGCUGUCAUCAUUUAACUUAAAUCUGAUUGCUGUAGUUCUGCAAUAUGUAAUUCUUAAUCCUCCUGAAAAUUUCAUCUUCAGCAUGGAGUAUUAAGGACUUGUGUUUAAAUUUUUGUAGCCAAAUCUUGCUUUUGUACUCUUAAACCCCCCUGAUAAU